CGCGGCGGCGCCCGCAUCUCGUGGAUUAUCGAGGAGAGCCACUGCUUCUGUUCUGCUGUCACGAUGCGGACAUAUGCUUCGAUAGAAGAUUCGUUUGCGACGGAAAGAACAAUUGCGUGGACGGAUCUGACGAGCUGCCUGGCGCUACCAUGCAGAGACUUCGAAGCGCACUGUCCGACCACGGGAAGCUGCUACCGUUUGUCGCACCUCUGUGACGGAUCCAACGUUGAUGCUCCGCUCGGCGCUCUGGAAUUCACGUGCGGUAGCAAUCAUGGAUUGCAACCACUCUACGACUACGAAUGCGCGAAUAUAUUCUGGCAGCAGAAUUGUACUGAGCCAUUUUUUCGGUGCUGGUCGACAAAUAUGUGCGUGGACAACUACGAGCUUUGUAACGGCGUGGCUACUUGUAAGGACCGCUCAGACGAGAGCGAUGAUGCCUGCCAGGUUAAGAUCUGCUCGAGUGACGAAUUCAAAUGCAGGCGAUCGGGUAAAUGUAUCCAGAUGCGAUCUGUCUGUAACAGAAAAUCGGAUUUUGAAGAUGGGUCGGAUGAAGAAGAAGAGUUCUGCCUUACGCUACCAUUUGUUACUACUGAAAAAGCUAUCACCGAUAUUUCCACGGAGGAAUUGGAUGUAUGGACAUCGCCACUUCCUUUAUUAGAGCAACGCAAGUGCAGCUACUCUCUUGUCGGCACUUCGUUUACUCUUACACCGCACGUUCUUCACAUGAUCUUACUCCACAACUUCCCGUUCCGACUUCGAACACUUCGGCACAUUCGAAUAAAUGCACUGACACUUAAUUCAUUGCUGAAUCCAAUCAUCUACUUCUACAAGUACAAGGACUUUCGUCUAGCAGGCAUCUCCCUUACGUGUAGGCCUAUAAUGCUGAUAGAAAGCAAAAUAAUGCAUCGCAACCAACACUUAUCCCCACUGAACAACCUGAAGACCUACAACCCCCAGACCCCGACGCUGCACGAACACCGCAGCAUGCGGAUACCCAUGAUGGAAGAGGAAGAAAAGGGUGAGAAGGAGCUCAUGUUUCGGGAGCAGGUAGAAGAGGAAGGAAAAGGAUGA
Molecule: messenger RNA, 1071 nt
Organism: Priapulus caudatus
Lineage: Eukaryota; Metazoa; Priapulida; Priapulimorpha; Priapulimorphida; Priapulidae
Product: low-density lipoprotein receptor 2-like
Cellular component (GO): plasma membrane
Molecular function (GO): protein binding
Source: RefSeq, a predicted model, not a curated record